AUGUUGCUAACAAGAGCGGUUGUUUGGACUUUUCUGUCCUCGCUUGCGUUGGGCGCCCCUGGCUCCAUCAGACGAUCUUCCACAAGCCGUCCACAUCGUUGCGUAAUCCCGUCAUCGAACGGAACAGCCGACGAUUCCCCGGCUGUUCAGAGAGCUUUUGCCAAAUGCUCCUCCGAUUCUAUCAUUGUGUUCCAAGAAAGCUCGAAUUACAACAUUUUCACACCCAUAAGUGCUACCAACCUCAGUAACGUUGAGAUCCAAGUGAAUGGCAAUCUUCAUUUGCCACAGAACAUAACUACUGUCCAACGCAUCGUCAAUGGAACAGGCGGAGACCUUUAUUCCAAUGGACAAUAUUGGUUCGAGUUCAAGGGCCCUCGAAUUGACUAUACUGGCUCUUCAAGGGUCAACAAUGGCUGGAUCAACUCCUAUGGUCAAGCUUGGUGGGAUGCAAACCCUGUGAAUGGCACUGGUAUCGACUACCGUCCCCAUCUGAUCAGCUUCCACACUACCGAUGGCUCUUUCAAUUACUUCAAGUCUCGCAAGCCCAUUGCUUGGAACGUACAGUUGCAAGGUGACAAUAUCACUGUAGCACAUGCCUUCAUCGAUGCCGAGUCUACUGGAUCAUUUCCCUUCAACACGGAUGGAUUCGACGUGACCGCGACCAACGUUCACAUUUCGGACAGUGUGAUCUAUAAUGGUGAUGAUGCCAUUGCAGUUCAAUCGGGAUCUCACAAUGUUGUUUUUGAACGGAAUACUAUCGGAUAUCAAAGCCACGGAAUGAGCAUUGGUUCACUCGGUGAAGACCAGACAGACUUUGCUAAUGUUUCUAAUAUCCACUUCGAGGAUGUUACGGUUAUUGAUGCUGUAUAUGGUUCUCGAUUCAAGUCAUGGUCUGGAGGCCAGGGUAUUGCGAAGAAUAUCACUUGGAAGAACAUCCGCGUGUACAAUGUUACUUUCCCGAUCUUUGUCACUCAGAGCUAUACCAAUCAAGGAUCUUCACAGACACAGCUGGGCAAUGGAGUGACUACUGGGCGCCCUAAUAAUGCCUCUGUCAUGAUGGAGAAUUUUGUCUGGUCUGAUUUCACAGGAACUGUCAAUACAUGGCGCCCGGGCGAUGGCUCUUGUGUCACUGAUCCUUGCUGGUAUGAUGAUGGACUGCCGGAUCUUAAGCAUACCGAAGCUGUGAUCAUUGAGUGCAAUACCAACUCUUCCUGUAAGGACUUUACACUCAGUAACAUUGCUAUUAUCCCACAGAACCUGUCCCCUCCCACAGUGGUCUGCAUGAAUGCGACAGCGGAACUGAACCCACAGCUUGGAUUCAGCUGCCGAAAUGGGACGUUCCUUCCAAACUGA
Messenger RNA from Penicillium angulare, 1353 nucleotides. RefSeq names its product putative extracellular exo-polygalacturonase (gene pgxC). The transcript has a single exon. Gene Ontology annotation, biological process: carbohydrate metabolic process. Lineage: Eukaryota; Fungi; Ascomycota; Eurotiomycetes; Eurotiales; Aspergillaceae. The coding region runs from base 1 to 1353 and encodes 450 amino acids. The record is from RefSeq and is a predicted model, not a curated record. Gene Ontology annotation, molecular function: polygalacturonase activity.